AUGAGCAUCCUCUUCUCGUGGCGAAACCGACCCAAGUCGGCCAUGUUUGGCGAGGACAACUUUGCCCACUUUGGCGACCUGUCUCUGGGCAGCGGACGUGAUGCCGCCAGCGCCGACAGACGGGCGAGCCACAUGAGCGUCGACGAACUCCGCUUUGCCACCACCAGGAGUGGCUUCCGUGGCCGCCAGUCCAUGAGCGGCCUUCCUGCGCAUUGGGGCGUCCUCAACGACAGCAUCUAUUCGGACGGACAGCCAGGACAGCCAGGACGGACCGAAGAAGCGUCUCUGGCCACGGCUGCCCCUCACAAUCAGCCGGCCGCCCACUCGUCUUCGUCACACGGCAAGAAGGCCAUCAAGGGCAUCAUCCGCCGUGCUUCCGUCUCGCUCCACGGCUUCAUGAGCCGCCGGCCCUCCUUCUCGACCCCCGACAAGGCCCCCGUCGACGAGUCUGUCGCUGCACCUACGCCCUUGUCGUCCUCCCAUCCAUGGUCGGGCCGCCUGGCCGUGCCCACACAGCCACCCUCGACCACCCAUGCGCCUGCAGCCCAGCAGUCGACUUCGGCCUCAACUCAGCCUGCUGCCGACCCCCGCCCGAAUGCCUCCCACGUCUUUCCCGGCUGGAGACGCCUCCGCCAGGCUGCCAGCUUCCGCCACUCGCGUGUCUUCGACUCUGAUGUCCACCUCGGUCUGCCCAACGGCCUCGGUCCGGCCCAGGGACAUAUGUUCUACGACCACCCACACGGCUCCCAACAGCAGCCGUCGCUGUCGCUGCCGCAUCCCCUAGAAGCCAUGCCAAGCCCUCGCGAAAUGAUGUUCUUCUCGCUGUCCAGCCACUCGCCCGCUAGCGAUCCGCUGUCCGCACUCUCCACCAACGAUAUCCCGCUGUCGCCGACAGGUCCUCUCAACCUCGGCGUCGGGCCGCCUGUUAUUCCGCUCAACACCGGCGGUGCUGCCCGCGCUGCCGCUGCUGCUGCCUUCCAAAGCGACAUGCUCCAGAUGCAACAGCAGCAGGGACAGGACGAGCAGCAGGAGCACCAGCAGCACCAGCACCAGCAGCAACAAUGGCCCCAUCACCCCGACGAGUACGGCAACGACCGCGAGAGCGGCAUCGGCAUCGCCGUCACUGCCACGGAUCCAGACGUCAUUGACGGCGCCAAGAGCAGCGCCGACGGUAGCACCCUUUACCUCCUCAACGCCAGCAUGGAUAGUGGCAUGCUGCUAGACGACGGUGGCCAGGCGCCCAUCAGCAAGGUCGACUUCAUCGUCCAGCUGCCUGUGGAGCUGUCCAUCAUGGUGCUGUCCCAUCUAGAUGCUGCCGGCCUGGCCGCGGCUUCCCGCGUGUCCAGACAGUGGCACCGCGUCCUGCAGAACCAGCACAUUUGGCGCGAGUCCUUCCUGCACGAAAAGACAACCACAUAUGCCACCAGUGCUCCGGUGCGUCCCGGCGUUGGCCAGGGCAUCCCGGCUGUCCAGCCGUCUUGCGACUGGCGCCAGAUUUACCGCGUCAAACAGGAGCUGGACCGCCGCUGGAAGCAGGGCAAGACGCGGCCCGUAUACCUCAAUGGCCACUCGGACAGCAUCUACUGUCUACAGUUUGAUGAGACGAAAAUCAUUACGGGGUCACGUGACAGAACCAUCCGCAUCUGGGACAUGCACACGCUCGAGUGCCGGCUGGUGAUCGGGCCGCCGUCGGUGGUGCACGACUCGAAGCUGCUGAUCGACGAACACGGUCAGCCGGCGCACUACGUGACGACGGCGUACCACACGCGGAGCUCAUGCAGCAUGCCGGCGGCGGUAAGCUUUCCGAUGCACCACUCGGCGUCGAUCUUGUGCCUGCAGUACGAUGACCGGAUGCUGGUGACGGGCUCGUCGGACUCGUCGUGCAUUGUGUACUCGGUCAAGUCGGGGUACCGGCCGGUGCGGCGGCUGCGACAUCAUGCGGCAGCAGUGCUCGACCUCUGCUUUGACGACCGGCACAUUGUGACGUGCAGCAAAGACAUCAGCAUCUGCGUGUGGGACCGGGAGACGGGGGCGAUGCUGAAGCAGCUGCGGGGCCAUUCGGGUCCAGUGAACGCGGUGCAGAUGCGCGGCAACACGAUCGUGUCCUGUUCGGGCGACUUCCGCGUCAAGCUGUGGAACAUUGAGACCGGCCGGGCGAUCCGCGAGCUGACGGGCCACACCAAGGGACUGGCCUGCAGCCAGUUCUCCGAGGAUGGCCGGUUUGUGGCCUCGGCCGGCAACGACCGCGUGAUCCGCAUCUGGGACGCCAACACGGGCGAGUGCGUCGGCGCCAUGAAGGCGCACGAGAACCUGGUGCGCAGCCUGCACAUCGACUCCGUCUCGGGCCGCCUCGUCAGCGGCAGUUACGAUCGCGACAUCAAGGUCUUUGACAUGGCCACCGGCCAGCAGCUGCUCGACUUUCCCCAGUGGCACCAGAGCUGGGUGCUCAGCGCGAAGAGCGACUACCGUCGCAUCGUCAGCACGGGCCAGGAUCCCAAGGUGCUGAUCAUGGACUUUGGCGCCGGCAUCGACGGCAUCGAGAUGCUCGAGACGGCAAAUCCGGACGGCGUCAUGGGCGGUGGCAGUGAGGCCGACCCGAUGGCGACGUCGUCGACGACCGGACACGGCGCAGAGCCACAGCAUCCGGCCGGAUACAUCUGA
Grosmannia clavigera kw1407 is the source of this 2661-nucleotide messenger RNA. RefSeq names its product f-box and wd domain containing protein. Gene Ontology annotation, molecular function: protein binding. The transcript has 2 exons. The record is from RefSeq and is a predicted model, not a curated record. Lineage: Eukaryota; Fungi; Ascomycota; Sordariomycetes; Ophiostomatales; Ophiostomataceae. Bases 1 to 2661 code for a protein of 886 amino acids.